Messenger RNA from Prunus mume (Japanese apricot), 1647 nucleotides. Its product is annotated as gibberellin 20 oxidase 1-like. The record is from RefSeq and is a predicted model, not a curated record. NCBI's taxonomy places the organism in Eukaryota, Viridiplantae, Streptophyta, Magnoliopsida, Rosales, Rosaceae.
GUAAAAAUAAUAAGAUUCUAAUAUUUGUUUACCGACCUCCCCAAUGAACAGUCUUGGCUGUUUCUCUCCACUCCCUCUCACCUUCCUUUUAAACUCUGUCCUCCUUGCUAACUCUUCCUCAAUAACCAACUCUCUCUCUCUCUUUCUCUCUAUUCUCUCUCUUCUCUCUCUCUCUCUCUCUCUCUCUCUCUCUACUACAAGUACCAACCCAACAACCAACAAAUAGUGCGCUUCCCAGUUCCAAAACUAAGAAGGCUGCAUUAUAUGCUAAGCAUGCCAAUGCCGCCUCCUCAACAUCUCCCACCAACAAAUGAAGCAAAGAAUGAAAAUGAAGAAAACCCUUCGGUUUUUGAUGCUUCAGUUGCUCAGUACCAAUCCAGCAUACCCUCCAAAUUCAUAUGGCCCGACCACGAGAAGCCAUGCCCUGAGCCGCCAGAGCUUCCAGUUCCUCACAUUGACAUGAAAGGCUUUCUCACAGGGGACACUAGGGAGGUCUCAAACGCGACUCGUUUAGUCGAUGAGGCAUGCAGGAAGCAUGGAUUUUUCCUCGUUGUUAAUCAUGGAGUUGAUUCGCAGCUCAUAGCAAAAGCUCAUGAAUACAUGGACUUGUUCUUUGGCAUGCAACUCUCACAGAAGCAAAGGGCUCAGAGAAAGACUGGUGACCACUGCGGAUAUGCCAGUAGCUUCAUUGGCAGGUUCUCCUCCAAACUUCCAUGGAAAGAAACACUUUCUUUCAGAUAUAGUGCCGACAGCCACUGCACAGUCAAUGACUAUUUUGUGAAUGUAAUGGGUGAAGAUUUCAAAGAAUUCGGGAAGGUGUACCAAGAAUACUGUGAAGCCGUGAGCAAUCUCUCCAAUGGGAUAAUGGAGCUGCUGGGAAUGAGCUUAGGAGUUGGCCAAGAGUAUUUCAGAGAAUUCUUCGAAGGAAACGAUUCAAUAAUGAGGUUGAACUACUAUCCCAGAUGCCAAAAACCAGAUUUAACACUAGGAACUGGGCCUCACUGUGAUCCCACUUCCUUAACAAUUCUUCAUCAAGAUCAAGUAGGCGGCCUUCAAGUGUUUGUAGAUGAAAAGUGGCGCUCUGUUACUCCUAAGCCUGAUGCUUUUGUUGUCAACAUUGGUGAUACAUUUAUGGCUCUAUCCAAUGGGAUUUACAAGAGCUGCUUGCAUAGAGCAGUGGUAAACAACAGAACUGUGAGGAAAUCUCUUACUUUCUUCCUUUGUCCCAAAAAGGACAGGGUGGUGACCCCACCAAGAGGUUUGGUUGAUACCAAGAGCCCAAGGAUGUACCCGGACUUUACCUGGCCUACUUUGCUAGAGUUUACACAGAAACACUACCGGGCUGACAUGAAGACGCUGGAUGCCUUCUCGGACUGGAUUAUAAAUAAAAACAACUAACCAUGAAAGAAGCACCAGGAAAAGUAGGUGUACGUAAAGCUUUGGUGGGUGUUCAUGGGAAAAGAUGACAGAAACACCAAGAAGGGAGGAGAGGGAACUAGGCUGUUAACUAGUGUGUCAUCGUCGGAGAGAAUCAUGUCAAUUUGGAGGCAUAAAUAAGUUAAGGGGCUCCAUAACUUCUUCUUAAUUUUACUUUUCUGUCAAUUCAACAAUGAAUCAUUGUAAUUAUAAUAUAUACUUUGUUGACCA